AAUUUUAAAACUACUUUCAUUUCAGAAUAAAAUCAUGUCUACCCCUGACGACACAAAUAUAUCUCGGUCUGGUCGAAUUCGCAAGAAAUCGUCGAAACUCGCGGAUUUUCAGAGUCCCGACGAAAUCUCCGAGGGAACCAAGCAGCGUCGAUCCUCCAAAAAAGACGGAUUAUCCGGAAGUAUAUUUGAUCCUCCGGAAGAUUCGGAUUCAGAAACUGAUUUCGGAAUCGAUGAUCUAGAGAUGGAAAUUGAUCAGUUUGAUGUUAAGCUAGAGGAUUUGGACGAUAUUCCAGAUCUAGAGGAUGACGACUUUUCUGAUUCGUCCAGUCGGACGGAAAUUGUUAAGAAACCCCUAAACCUACCGAUGGUGGAGGAUAAAAGAGGAGGAUCUAGUCCUAGGAUUUCCCCGUUUCUACUCUGGGCAAAGCAUACAAAACCAGAACUAGUGAGACAGAACCCUGGGGUGCCGGUAUCUCAGAUUAGGUUAAAGUUGACCGAACUCUGGAGAUCUGUCCCUAAGGUUGAAAAGAUUGCCUGGGGGAAGAAAUUAAAACGACUUAUCUCAAAAACAUCUCCACAGAAGGUUGGCCUGAUGUCUUCUCCUGCUGCUAUUCUCAAAUCCCCCCUGGGUUCACCUCAGUUAGAUAUUAAACUUAAUACAGGAAAAGCUCCAGAAUCUGAACCAGUUUAUAUUGCUUCCCAUCUUAAACUCCUAGGGGAAAGUUUAUCGAUUAUUGGAGAACGGCUGACCGAGCACGAAGGUCAAAUUGCUGUUUCAGGCUCCUUAAGUGUGCUACUUGACUCCCUGUUAUGCGCUAUGGGACCUCUCAUGUGUCUUACUCAGAGAGUACCGGAACUGAAUGGAGCUGACCCAAACCUACUCGCCCAAACAUUGGAUAAUGUCGCCUACAUCAUGCCAGGACUUUAAUUCUCUAGUAUUGAGACUGAAGAGGAGUAAACCUGGAUAGUGGAUAUCUGGAUAUCUGGAUAUCUAGAUACCUGGAUACCUGGAUACCUGGAUACCUUGAUACCUUGAUACCUUGAUACCUGGAUACCUGGAUACCUGGAUACCUGGAUACCUGGAUACCUGGAUACCUGGAUACCGCGAUAUCGGAAUACCUGGAUAUCGGGAUACCUGGAUAGUGAAUACCUAGAUACCUGUAUACCUAGAAACCUUGAUACCUGGAUACCUGGAUAUCUGGAUACCUGGAUACCUUGAUAUCUGGAUACAUGGAUACAUGGAUACCUAGACGUUGACACCUUUUGCUGUUCCUUAAUGUGUAUAUGUCGGGGUUCAUCUAGGAUCAAUUUGGAUAUAUGUAAAUAAAAAAAUCAGUAUUACAUGGAAUCCAGAUACCAGAGAUUAGAACUUUUGAGUGAGAUCAAAUUAAGCCAAACAAAUUUACUCAUCUUCAAUUUUAAGUUUUUAAAUGUUGGAGUUUAACUCUUUGAAUUUAUCAAUAUAUUGUCAAAUUACUUUUUUCUCUGGUUCAAUCUAGCAAUUCAUGAUCUGAUCUUUAAACAUUAACCAAUGAAAAACACGUUUCUCUUAGGAAAUAGUUUAACUUAUUCCCUUUCAUUUAAAAGUUCUGAGCUUCGUAGACCUUUCACUAUCCGUAUUCCUAACUUAAAUAUUUUUGUCAAUGUCUGUCUUGAAUAUAUUAUGAAUAAAAACUAUAAUUUAUCUCAGA
Eurytemora carolleeae is the source of this 1691-nucleotide messenger RNA. Its product is annotated as HMG domain-containing protein 4. Lineage: Eukaryota; Metazoa; Arthropoda; Copepoda; Calanoida; Temoridae. Bases 35 to 928 code for a protein of 297 amino acids. The record is from RefSeq and is a predicted model, not a curated record. The transcript has 10 exons.